CGAGUCGGCGGAUAGAGCCAGCGGAGGUGGGUGGGGCCCGAGACGGUGGGUGGAGCCCGAGCCUGCGGGUGGUGCUUGGGCCUAAAGUUGCUGUGAAUAGGUGUGUUGGCUCUGGAAGUCGCUGACUCGGUGUUGGUCCCUGGAUGGUCAGUUCCUUCCUCCACAGUAACGGCCGGGCAGGGCUUCCGCCAGCAAAGUCUUCACUGCAGUUCCUGCCAUGGACUCGCUGGACGCUCAGUCCGCUCCAAUAAUUACAGGUUAUUUUCCUCUGUCCAAAAGCCUGGAACCUCUUUGUUUGGCAGCAGUAUCCACCUUGGUCUUCUCCUGAGAUCUCCAUCAUCACCAUCUUCAAGAACGGAUUCUAUUCACUCCGAGGGAUGUCAAGAAAUAGCUGAGUGCAUCCGAUAACAUACCGCCUAUAGUACUGAAGAUUUGUACUCCAGAACUAGUCAUACCCCGAACCAAGUUGCUACACUACGGGCAUCACAGUGUGGAAAAUUGUUCAGAUACCCAAGAACUGAAACCUGGCCAGGCAGCGGAUGAAGACCAUAGAGAGUGCGAUGUUGAAGUCUCGCUGUCACUUGAUUUCACACAGAAGAAUAAUCAGCAUGAGAAAUUGAAAUGAAAUUGACAGCUUCAGGGACCUCGUUUAUACAAUCUUCAAGAUGUUGCUUUUAUCUCCAACACCAGCUUGAAGGAACCAGAAAAAAAUGUUCAUAGCCAUGGUCACCUGUACAACCAUUGGAAACAUUUCCUUGCCCUGCUCUGGAGUUGAAGUUGUGGCUGCAGCAGGGUGUACUGCAUAGAAUUUAUUGAAAUUAUGAAGGCUAUUAUUCUGGCUGCUGGCUAUGGUACAAGAUUCAAUCGUGAUCUACAGAAUGACACCAGUGGAGAUUUCAAGCACCUCUGUGGCAUCCCCAAGCCCCUUCUACCAGUAGGAAAUAAGGCGCUUAUCAGCCACUGGAUGGCAGCAAUGGAAAAAAUCAACUCUAUUGAUGCAGUUUAUGUUAUUACAAAUGAUCUCUAUUCUACAAAGUUUGAAGACUGGGCAAAGGAAUUCCAACUAGUUAAAGUUCUGAAUGAUGGAUCAAGAAGCAAUGAGGAACGGUUGGGUGCUAUCGCUUGUCUUCAGCUUGCCAUUACUCAGUUUAACAUCAAUGAUCAUGUAUUGGUCCUAGGCGGGGACACUCUGUUCUAUGAAGACUUCAGUCUAUCUGAUGUCCUUGCACAAUUUGCUGAGCUGCAGAGUAUCCACAGUGACAGCAGUUUGGUUUUGUCUUACCUAUGCAAAGAUGAAGAAAUUACAAAGUAUGGCAUUUUAGAAAUUAAUGAAGAGUUCCAAGUCACUGCAUUUAAAGAAAAACCCAGCUGUACUGAAACAACAUCUCGCAGAGCUUGCCCAUGCUUCUAUAUAUACUCAAAAAAUACAGUUCCUUUGAUUGCAAAAUUUCUUCAAGAAAAGCAAAAAUCACCAUUGGAAGAGAAGGAUGCACCUGGCAAUUUCUUAUGUUGGAUCCAUUCAAGGAAACCAGUGUUUGUUCAUCAUAUAAGUGGUCGAUUUGAUGUUGGAAAUCUUCCAUCUUAUAUCGACUGUACCAAAUAUUUCCAGAAGUAUAGUGAUUCAUAAUGAUUGGAAAACUGCUAGUCAUUCAAAUCAAUGUUUUUAAAGACUUGUGAAUCGGCUUUGUAUGGUAUCUGUAUUCAUUUCCUUUUUGUUAAUGCUUCUCAAAAUGAGCUAGUUAAUAGUUAAAACAACGCAAAAUUUCUGUCACCAUGCAUUUAAUUCACAAUAUCCUAUGGAAAUAUAAGGUCCUGAAUUACUGCUUUUAAAAAUAAAUUUCUAUUACAGUAGGAUUGAGUGUACACUAACAAGCAAUAUACAGCUGUAGACUUCUCAUCUUGCUUAAAUUGAAACUGGCACAUAUUUCAUUCAGUAGAUCAGUGACAGUACAUUUACAACAUAUGAAGCAGUCUCAUUAAGAAAAUGACCCCAUAAAAGUUCAGGUACAGCAUGGUUCUACAAGAAAUACAAAUUUUUUGAAUGAUAAUGCAGCCACAAAAUGUCUGGAAAUCAAGUCAGUCAUUUAUAUGGCAAUUUCUUUAGGAAAUACGCUAAAAUGGUGAAGUCAGAUUUUCUUGCAUUUGCAAUUCAGUGGUCAUAUGCUUCAUAUUGAUGAUAUUGCUCCAGCAUAGAACCCAAACAUGACAGACAGAAAGAGACUAUUCAGUGCUUUAAAUUUAUAACAAUUAGAAGUCAGGAUGUCCAAGUUUCAGUGUAACUAUAUACGCUUGAAAAAAAAUCAAGCUUUUUAAAAAUUGUAAUUAUGAAGUUACUUGAACUGAGGUGUUUAAAUUUUGGCAAUGAUUACAUGCUUUAUGACAUCAAUGCUAGUAUUUUUAAAAUUAAGAUCACUCUUUGUAAACUUGUGAAGUUGAAUUGAGUGGAGGAAUUCUGAAACAGGUUUGUUGUGCCAAACCAACAAAGUUAAUUUUCUUUCUAAUGUUAAGUCAUCUUUUGCAUCAAACAAACCAAGUAGGUUUGGAAAUUAAACCUUUGGGAAUGAACUGUACCUCAACUAUUUCAAUAAAGUGAAAUACAUUUUACCGCUA
Molecule: messenger RNA, 2610 nt
Organism: Carcharodon carcharias (great white shark)
Lineage: Eukaryota; Metazoa; Chordata; Chondrichthyes; Lamniformes; Lamnidae
Exons: 12
Coding region: 821-1627 (268 amino acids)
Biological process (GO): biosynthetic process
Source: RefSeq, a predicted model, not a curated record